Mastomys coucha (southern multimammate mouse) is the source of this 1458-nucleotide messenger RNA. RefSeq names its product ribosomal protein L4 (gene Rpl4). Gene Ontology annotation, cellular component: cytosolic large ribosomal subunit; ribosome. Gene Ontology annotation, molecular function: RNA binding; structural constituent of ribosome. The transcript is spliced from 10 exons. Gene Ontology annotation, biological process: translation. The coding region runs from base 131 to 1393 and encodes 420 amino acids. NCBI's taxonomy places the organism in Eukaryota, Metazoa, Chordata, Mammalia, Rodentia, Muridae. The record is from RefSeq and is a predicted model, not a curated record.
AGGUUGUUUUUGGUAAAGGGCAGGAGGCGGAAGACGAGUGGAAGGAUAUAUAGAGUACACGUGAUAGGUCCUUCCUUUUCCUGUGGGAGCAGCCGGGUAGAGAGGAGCGUGGCCUUCUCCUCUCCCCGUCAUGGCUUGUGCCCGUCCCCUCAUAUCUGUGUACUCUGAAAAGGGAGAGUCAUCUGGCAAGAAUGUCACUUUGCCAGCUGUGUUUAAAGCUCCCAUUCGACCAGAUAUUGUGAACUUCGUUCACACCAACUUGAGGAAAAACAACAGACAGCCUUAUGCCGUCAGUGAAUUAGCAGGUCAUCAGACCAGUGCUGAGUCUUGGGGUACUGGCAGAGCUGUGGCUCGAAUUCCAAGAGUUCGAGGUGGUGGGACCCAUCGAUCUGGCCAGGGUGCUUUUGGAAAUAUGUGUCGUGGGGGUCGCAUGUUUGCACCAACCAAAACCUGGCGUCGUUGGCACCGCAGAGUGAACACAACCCAAAAAAGAUAUGCCAUCUGUUCUGCCCUGGCUGCCUCAGCCUUACCAGCUUUGGUGAUGUCUAAAGGUCAUCGUAUUGAGGAAGUUCCUGAGCUGCCUUUGGUGGUUGAAGAUAAAGUUGAAGGUUACAAGAAGACCAAGGAGGCUGUUCAGCUGCUUAAGAAACUUAAAGCUUGGAAUGACAUCAAAAAGGUCUAUGCCUCUCAGAGAAUGAGAGCUGGCAAGGGCAAGAUGAGGAACCGACGGCGGAUCCAGCGCAGGGGCCCCUGCAUCAUCUAUAAUGAAGAUAACGGUAUCAUCAAGGCCUUCCGAAACAUCCCUGGUAUUACUCUGCUUAACGUAAGCAAGCUGAACAUUUUGAAACUUGCUCCGGGUGGGCAUGUGGGACGUUUCUGCAUUUGGACUGAAAGUGCUUUCCGGAAGUUGGAUGAGCUGUAUGGCACUUGGCGUAAGGCUGCAUCCCUCAAGAGUAACUAUAACCUUCCCAUGCACAAGAUGAUGAAUACAGACCUUAGCAGAAUCUUGAAAAGCCCAGAGAUCCAAAGAGCCCUCCGAGCACCACGAAAGAAGAUUCAGCGUAGAGUCUUGAAGAAGAAUCCACUGAAGAACCUGAGAAUCAUGUUGAAGCUGAACCCUUACGCAAAGACUAUGCGCAGGAAUACCAUCCUUCGCCAAGCCAGAAAUCACAAACUUCGGGUGAAAAAGCUGGAAGCAGCAGCUGCUGCUCUGGCAACCAAAUCCGAGAAGGUUCCAGAGAAGAGUACUGCAGACAAGAAGCCAGCAGUAGGUAAGAAAGGAAAGAAGCCUACAGAUGUCAAGAAGCUGAAGAAGCCUGCAGGGAAAAAGGUGGCUACCAAGAAACCAGCAGAGAAGAAGCCUACUACAGAAGAAAAAAAGCCUGCUGCAUAAACUAUUAAAAUUUGUUAAAUUCCAGAGAGCAGAGACAGCCUAUUUGAAUAAAUCACAGAAACCAU